CCGCUCUAGCCGUAUAUAUCGUGUCGUCUUAUUGUUCCUAACAAACAAAAAUUAUUUUUUUAAUUUCUGGGAAAGGUAAAUCAAGUUGCCUUUCAUAAUCUUGCCGUAUUUCAAAAGUUCGAUUAUUGUAUUGUAUAUUUUUUACGCGCGACUAUUAACGGAAAUGUCGAUCCAAAACCUAAACACUCGUGAUCCCUUUGUGGAUGCCUCGAAGUGCAACGACGACGAUAUCCAGGAUGGACUCGUCCACAUCCGCAUCCAGCAGCGCAAAGGUCGCAAAACUUUGACCACUGUCCAGGGUCUCUCGCAGGAGUACGACCUCAAGAAAAUUGUACGCAGCUGCAAGAAGGAGUUUGCCUGCAACGGCACUGUCAUCGAGCACCAGGAGUACGGGAAGGUGCUACAGCUCCAAGGCGAUCAACGGGAGAACAUUUGCCAGUGGCUGACUAAGAUCGGAUUGGCCAAGGGCCAUCAACUGAAGGUCCAUGGAUUUUAAGGGCUGAGCGGGUGGGAUAAUUGCAUGUUUUAGUUCAACAAUGAGAUUCUACAAUCAAGGACUCUACAAAAGUACUCAAAUCUACAAUCUACACCUUCAAUCAAUCUACAAGAGUUCUUAAGUGUACAAUAUCUACAAUAAAUAUGCAAAAGCUCUACAAUCAA
Messenger RNA from Drosophila pseudoobscura, 660 nucleotides. RefSeq names its product eukaryotic translation initiation factor eIF1-like. Gene Ontology annotation, biological process: translational initiation. Gene Ontology annotation, molecular function: translation initiation factor activity; RNA binding; ribosomal small subunit binding. The record is from RefSeq and is a predicted model, not a curated record. The coding region runs from base 164 to 496 and encodes 110 amino acids. NCBI's taxonomy places the organism in Eukaryota, Metazoa, Arthropoda, Insecta, Diptera, Drosophilidae. The transcript is spliced from 3 exons. Gene Ontology annotation, cellular component: eukaryotic 43S preinitiation complex.